GGGUUCAAUAAGACGUAAGUUUUGAUGGUCCUUAACAACCCCAACACCAUGUGCAUCACCUGAACUGUAAUGGUCUGUUAUUUCUUCUAAAAUAACACAUAAAUCGAUUCACCCAAAAUCUGAAGUUAGGAGAGGAAUCUCAUGACAGUGGUCCAGGAUGGUCUGCAGUGGCAUCAUAUAAGUCUUCUUCUAAGUUCAGGAUUUUAAGAGUUCCAGCAAGUCCAACAAAGUUUAUAAGGCAUGGACAGACAAAAACAUCCAAAUAAAAAACCCAGAUUUAAAACUAUUAAAGAACAUAAAUUUGAAAAAAAAAAGAAAAAGAAUGAAAGGGAAAAGGAAGAGAUAAAUAAUCUAAAAAAUAAAAAGAAAGAGCUUGGUGAAAUAAAUCCUGAUGAAAUUCAAAGUUUUGCAAAAUUGCCCUUAAGUAAAAGAACGUUGAAAGGGCUCAAAGAUUCAAAUUAUCUUGUCCCCACCAAAAUACAACGUCAUUCUCUGGUGUUCUCACUUCGUGGAUUUGAUGUGGUUGCAGCUGCAAAAACAGGCUUUGGGAAGACAUUAGCUUUUAUAAUUCCACUUUUGGAAAUGUUGUACUGCAAAAGAUGGUCACCUAUGGAUGGAUUGGGAGUUCUGGUCAUCACUCCAACACGAGAAUUGGCCUAUCAGAUUUUCGAGGUGCUGAAGAAAGUAGGAAAAGAACAUGAUUUUUCUGCUGGUCUUGUGAUUGGUGGGAAAGAUUUAAAGUUCGAGUGGAAUCGUGUCAGCUCCUGCAACAUUUUGAUCUGCACACCAGGGCGUAUCCUGCAACACAUGACAGAAAACCCUGAGUUUGUGGCAGAUAAUGUGCAAAUGCUGAUACUGGAUGAAGCUGACCAGUGCCUCUCCAUGGGGUUUGCUGACACCAUGAAUUGCAUUUUUGAAGAAUUGUCAUGUGAGCGGCAGACACUUUUGUUUUCUGCAACACAGACCAGAGAUGUAAAGGACUUAAUUCGUGCCGGCUGCAAGAAUCCUGUGUUUUGUUCGGUCCAUGAACAUUCAAAGACUUCCACGCCAAAGAGUUUGCAUGAGAGUUACGUUGUUUGUGAUGCUCAUGAGAAAUUUACCUUCCUUUGGUCAUUUAUCAGACAUCACAGGAAAUACAAGAUUCUGGUAUUUCUAGCUACGUGUAAACAAGUACAGUACAUGUUCAACAUGUUCUGUAAGCUUCAUCCUGGCUUAUCAGUAAUGAGUCUUCGUGGAUCAAUGCAUCAGCUAAGGCGAAUGGCAGUUUACGAUGACUUUUGCAAGAAAAAAACUGCUGUUCUCUUUGCAACAGAUGUUGCUGCAAGAGGUCUUGAUAUUCCAGCAGUUGAUUGGGUGGUACAAGUUGACUGCCCAGAAGAUGUAACUACAUACAUUCACCGUGUUGGCAGAACAGCACGAUGCUCUAGAAGUGGCAGAGCCAUUCUCGUGUUAAUGCCCUCGGAAGAAAAGGCAAUGGUAGCUGAUUUGAGAGCCAAAAAUAUUCCAAUAGAGAAAAUAGAUGUUGACUCUUCGAAACUGCAGCGCAUCAAUAUCAAGAUUGAAAUAAUAUUGAGUAAAUACUUGAACCUGAAGGAGGAAGCAGUACGAGCAUUUAAGACAUAUUUGAAGCACUUGGCACUAACAAAAGACAAGAAAGUGUUUAACAUCAUGUCUAUCGACAUUAAUGCAUUUGCCCGAUCAUUAGGACUUGUAGUCACUCCCAGAGUAAGAUUUUUGGAAAAAGGAAUGAAGACAGCAUUGGGCCGGAUGGCAGUUAAAUCUGAAACUAAUGAAGCGGAGCAGGUGUCUGACUUAGCAGAAAGACCUAAGCUCACAACACUAGAUAUUAGAGCAGGUGACAGUGAUGAAGAUGAUGACGACGACUUCCUUAAGAUCUCUGAACACCAGGAUGAAUUCACUGACGAUGAUGAAAUGAUCAUGAAGUCCACAGACUCCAGAACAAAUCGUAAGAAGCCAAUAACGAAAUUUGAUAUUGUCAAAAAACUGAAGAGGAAGAACUUGCAGGUUAACCAAAGAGUGAUAUUUGAUGAUGAAAUGUUACUGGAUCCCACAUAUCAGCAGGCAGACAAUAAGCAGAUAUAUGGUGGAAUCGAUAUUACCAGGUUUCAGGACAUCAUGAAAGAGGAAGAUCACCUUGAUAAAAAGUUAAAUGCUACAAAGCUAAAAGAAAAGAGGUGGUUGAAAAAGAGAAAGGCAAAGGCUAAAUCGACUGAAAACAAGGAAGAUGAAAAAGAAGAGGCAGAGGAACAAGAUGAAAGUGAUGAUGACAUUGAUGAGUUCACUCAAACUAUCAUUGAUGAAUUGCCUGACCCAGAUAAAUACUACAACAGUGAUAAAGUAGAGGAAAGCAAUGACGACUUUGAUGAUAAGGAGAGUGACAGUGAGGAGAGCAUGUCAGAAGAAGGAAUAAAUAGGUUGAAAAGGAGAAAAGCAAAGACAAAAUUUACUAAAAACCAGGAAAAUAAAAAAGAGGAGCAGCAGCAAUAUGAAGACUAUGAUGAUAAUGAGUCCACUCAAAAAAUCAUUGACAAAUUGCCUGACCCAGGUAAACACUUCAACAAUGAUAAAGUAGAGGAAAGCAGUGAUGACGAUAGUGUUGAGGAGAGUGACAGUGAAGAGAGCAUGUUUGAAGAAAAAACAGCCAAGGUUAGUGGGAAAAGACGUGCACGUGACCGAGCAAGAGAGAGCAAACGUGCAAGAUUAGCACAGAUGAAUACUCUUGAAGCCUUACCAAUGGAUGAGCAGGAGGAACUUGCCCUGUUCCUCCUCCGAGGUAAAAGACCAUAGCUUAUAUCUUUCCAUUAAAACAGUGUUGGCAGUUUGAGGGCUUGUUUGUGAAGACUAGGUGAAAAUACUGUGUAUCAAACAAUUCACAGGGAAAUUUCAGUCUGUCCUGGACCAUUGUGAAGUACCAAGUAUUUUCUCACUUGGUUGUGACUUUACAGUAGUUCAGGAUGGACUACAUCAUAUACUUCCUCUUCUGAAUGCAGUUUGUUCUUACUGUAGAACUGAAUUCAAUUUUGCAGAUAUUUUUGUGGAGUGCAUUUAACAUCUAAAGACAUCCCUAAUGAAAAACAAAAAGGUACAAUACCGUGACUGGAAAAAUAUAUAGAUAAUCCAAGCCUAGGAGAGAGCAGCUUAUGAUGUUUCGGUCCGACUUGGACCAUUUAGAGAGUUCAAGUUAGACCGAAACGCCAUCAGGAGCGCCUCUCUCCAAUGUGCGAGUUAUUUGUGUGACAUCCCUAACAAGUCAGAAAGGUUAAUAAAAGAAUUGUCAUCAUAAUCUUUAUUUGUCAUAGAAAGACAGCCUGUAUUAUCAAGCUGACAAAAUUAUAACAAUAUAUCCCCUAUGUACAAAGUUAUAAGUGUUUGUUUUAUGGUAAUAUCAGUAUCUGGUACACUGCACAAAAUUAAGCCAGGUCAACAAUCUGCCUAGAAGCAUCAGAUAUAUAUAUAUGACAGAAUGAUCUGUGUGCUGACUAGAGGUCAAUUCCACAGGGAAGUAUACAGUUUAUAUUAAACUAAACUGUACCUUGCUAUUUGUAUUAACUGUUGUGCACACAUUACACUGAAUAAAAUUAUACCUAUC
Messenger RNA from Cherax quadricarinatus, 3610 nucleotides. RefSeq names its product probable ATP-dependent RNA helicase DDX10. Gene Ontology annotation, biological process: rRNA processing. Gene Ontology annotation, cellular component: nucleus. NCBI's taxonomy places the organism in Eukaryota, Metazoa, Arthropoda, Malacostraca, Decapoda, Parastacidae. Gene Ontology annotation, molecular function: nucleic acid binding; RNA helicase activity; ATP binding. The record is from RefSeq and is a predicted model, not a curated record.